Molecule: messenger RNA, 270 nt
Organism: Knipowitschia caucasica
Lineage: Eukaryota; Metazoa; Chordata; Actinopteri; Gobiiformes; Gobiidae
Source: the annotation of a GenBank genome assembly
AUGUCUGUAGGGGGUGAAGUGAGCGAAGGGGGAGCAGGGAGAGAGAUGAAUGUGCUGUUCGGACCGGGCAGGACUAUGGACGGACAGAUGGAUAAUGGCCACUGCGAUUACAGGACGUCCAUAGAUCUCUUCUUCCUCACCGCAGACCGGAACAUCCUCAGCAUCUGCGACAUGAUCCGAGGCCGGACUUUCAUCUCCAGACUCGAGCACAGUCCCUUAUCGGACCCCAGGAAGGAGAACGAAGAAGGCGUGCUAGUUUGGCGCAUGUAA